UUCUUUCAACUUGCCCAAAAGAGUGGCUAAGCAAGUGCACACCAGUUGCGCUUCGCUUCCCAACGACUAGCGGGGGCUUUUCAUUGUUAUGAGAAACCCUCUUGAUAACUUGACGAUCCUUUUCCCUCUCCUUCCUACCGCCUCUCUCUUCCCUGCCAACGGCCACUUCGCCCUUUGCAUAGCAGACCUCACGAGAUAAGACCCCUCAGUCGCCAUGGCUGGCCCCGCCUCCCCAGGCACCGAAGGCCCCACGUUCGAACCGCCGCAACUGCCACCUGGAUGGAUUGCACAAUGGGAUGGUUCAAGCAAGAAGUACUACUUUGUUUCCAUUUCGACUGGCGUCUCGCAAUGGGACACCCCUAGAGAGGCCGCCGCCACAGGCACCCCUGCGCAGCCCCAAGAGCACCCGUACGGCGUCCCCAGACCAGAGAUCAUCACGCACCCCGACGGAACACAGACUGUGCGGCAUGCAGAUGGUCGCAUGGAGCCAGUCCUGCCUCCCGGCGAUGGUACCAGGGGUGUCGGCGGAGGGACUGGCGAUAGAUCCAUCGGCAGUUUUGCGACAAACAUGCUCAUGAACCAGAUUUCCGGCGGAAAACAAUCGCACAACAGCGGUAACAGUUCAAGUCCGCUCAGCGGCAUUGCUGGCCAGUUGAUGGGAGGUCUCACGGGAAGCAGCAGCCACGGCAGUUCGCAGGGUAAUUCCCACGGCAGCAGCUCGAACAACGGCGCCGGUAAACUAGUUGGCGCGUUGGCUUCCAGCCUGUUCUCCAGCGGUGGUAAGACCGAGCACCAGCAGCCUCAGAACUACCACGGCGGCCAGACCUCCACACCACAGCAAUCCGGUGGGUUUGCUGGAUCUGUAAUGGGAGGUGUCGCCAACAUGUUUGGUGGAAGUCCCGGUCAAUCGUCCCAAAACUAUGGCUACUCAAAUGCCGGCCAGUCAGGAGGAUAUAGUGGCCAGGCUCCUCCAGCGUCAUACCAGCCUAGUGGCCAAUCCACGACUGCUUACAGCUCGCCUCCUCCAGCCGGUCAACACGCCCAACACAGCGCACCUUCAUACGGCGCGCCGGCACAGCAGCAUGGCACGCCAUCUUAUGCACCGCCCACGUCCCAGCAUGGCGCUUCGUACAGCAGCCCCCCUCCAGGUCAGCAACAUCAGACUUAUGGCCAGCACAGUCCUGCGCCGCAGGGCCAGCAUUAUUGUAAGUAAACCUCACGGAUACCGAAUGUCACUUGGACUAACGUUGAGAAGCCCAACAAUCUUCAUAUGGAUCUUCAGGUGCGCCCCAGCACCAGCCUGCCUAUGGUGGACAACAUCAACAAUACCCGCAGUCGCAACCUAGCUACAACCAACACUAUGGACAGGGGCCAUCCACUGGUCAGCCACCGUACUCCAGCCAGCCUCCAUAUGGCCAUCAGCCUGCCCCGGCUGUACCAUCGAAUAGCCACCCGCAAUAUGGCCAACAGAGCGGUCACCAGGGAGGUUACCCUGGCCAUCAGUGGUAGCACUUUAGAGACUAG
Molecule: messenger RNA, 1524 nt
Organism: Truncatella angustata
Lineage: Eukaryota; Fungi; Ascomycota; Sordariomycetes; Amphisphaeriales; Sporocadaceae
Exons: 3
Coding region: 215-1213 (332 amino acids)
Molecular function (GO): protein binding
Source: RefSeq, a predicted model, not a curated record